Messenger RNA from Knipowitschia caucasica, 1713 nucleotides. The record is from the annotation of a GenBank genome assembly. NCBI's taxonomy places the organism in Eukaryota, Metazoa, Chordata, Actinopteri, Gobiiformes, Gobiidae.
AUGUCUGAGGAAGUCGGACGCGCGGAUCAACUCGCCCCAAACUUGGAUAAAACACAUAACGGGGCCAAUGCAAACUCCAGGGCCGUGUGUAACGUGUGCAAACGCCUCUUCCAGGACCCUAAAAUCUUACCGUGUCUGCACAGCUUCUGCUCGGACUGCAUCUCUCAGCUGGAGCCGUUUUCCGCAGCGCGCACCCGGGGCAGUGGUGCAGGAGAGGGCGCAGUCACGGUGCUGUGUCCGGACUGUGAUUCGGAGGUGGAUCUGCCUCCCUCUGGAGCGGCCGGACUCAGCACGGACCACUUGGCUCUGGAUGAGGUGUUCCUGGAGACGCUGGUGACCGACGGCCCGCUGCCCUGUGACCUCUGCGGGGACGGGGCCGCAGAGAGCCGCUGUGAGGUCUGCGCCAGCAACAUGUGCGAGUUCUGUAGCCAGGCCCAUAGGCGUCAGAAGCGGACCGCCUCGCACUCGGUCCUGGCUCUGUGUGAGUUGAAGUCCCGCGGUCGCCUCUGUCGCCCCGUCCUCUGCCCCCUCCACCCGGGACAGGAGCUGGGCCUGUUCUGUCAGUCCUGUGAUGUUCCCGUGUGUGUGGAGUGUGCGUCCACGCUGCACCGGGACCACCGCUGCUGCCCCGCCCACAACGUCAUUGACCGCCACGGGGACCGCAUCCGGGAACUGGUGUCGGUCCAGCUCCGGCCUCGGCUGGAGCGGCUGGAGGAGGCGCUACAAAAGGUGGAUGCGUCCCAGGACCUCCUGACGUCCCGGGUGGAGGAGGUGGCCCAGGAGGUGCGGGCCUUUGCUCGAGGAUAUGCCAGUGCUGUGGAGACGCACUGCCUAUCUCUGCUGCGGCACCUGGAGGAACUUCACAAACAGAGAAGAAACCAGCUGCACCUGCAGAGGGCGCAGCUGAGCCAGGCGCUGCAGGACGUCCGAGGAGGAGUGGACUUUGCAGAGAGACUGUUGAGCUGUGGUUCGGACGCAGAGAUCCUCAGCGCCAAAGGAGUGACGCUGCAGAGACUGAGCCGGCUGUCCCAGGGCAGCUGCGACUCGCUGACCGCUGCAGCUGUGGACGAUGGCUCCACCCUCUGCUUUCUGCCCUCGGAGUCAGCGGGAGACGUCCACGGUUUCCCGGUGGUCGGAAUAAUCCACGGAAAGACGACCGACCCGAGCAAGUGCACGGUGGAAGGAGAAGGACUGCAGCAGUGUAGUGUGAGCCAGACUGGACUCUUCACUCUGGUCUGCCGGGACUCUGCCGGGGACCAGCUGACCCGAGGAGGAGACCAUGUGGUGGUUAGCAUUGCCCACAAAGAAAAGAGAAACUGUGUAAUCGUGACGUCGGUCGUGGAUAACAGCGACGGGACGUACAGCGUGUCCUACACCCCUGAAGAGCUCGGGUCCUACUCUGUGUGGGUCUGUGUCCGAACCCAACAUGUCAAGGGCUCUCCAUUCACACUGAACAUAAAGAGGAAGCUGAGGCGCCACAGCGGGACGUUUCACUGCUGUUCUUUCUGCUCCAGCGGAGGGUCCAAAGAGGCUCUCUGCGGCUGCCCGGGAACCAUGCCAGGUGGAUUCAAAGGUUGCGGUCACGGUCAUAAGGGGCACCCAGGGAAGCCGCACUGGUCGUGUUGUGGCUGUACGGUGGAGAAGUCCGAGUGUUUGCCAGAAAGUGUGACUGCUGUGAUGACGCGAGGGCACCUGAGGACCGUGGAGCUCUGA